UUGCGGCUGUGGAACGUCGUUCUGUGGAGGAAGAGGCGGAGUGCGAAGACAGGCGCGAUGGAGAACAGCCUGGACUCGCUGUACCGCGCCGCGCUGUGGGGGCUGCAGGUUGGUACCGUGACUGGCGCGGCGGGUUUGUUGGCACAACUGCUCGGUCUCCCUCUCCCCGACUACGUCACCCCUCCGUCGGCUUGCUUCGCUGGCCUGGCCCUGGGCGCGACGGUCCUCUUCCUCAUGGACUCCCUGCAGAUAUCUACGAAAGAUAGAGCAGUUGUAGUCACUGGUUGUGACUCAGGUUUCGGACAUGAAAUGGUGUUCAGAUUGGAAAGAAUGGGACUGGUGGUGUUCGCGGGCUGCCUGUUCGCCAACGGCGAGGGCGCCCAGAAGCUCAAGGACUCCGGGAGGAAGAACAUCCACGUGAUGCAACUGAAUGUCACAUCCGACGACGAGGUGAAGGAUGCCGUGGAGUACGUGCGGCGUCACCUGCCGCCGAACGGACUGUGGGGCAUCCUCAACAACGCGGGGUGGAGCACAUUUGGCCAUGUUGAGUGGGUGCCAAUCGACAUUUGCAAGAGGAUAAUGGACAUCAAUGUGUGGGGAACUAUUCGUGUGACCCAGGGAUUUUUGCCACUGCUCCGCCAGUCAAAAGGUCGCGUCGUGAAUGUGGCGAGCGGCCUCGGGCGGCAGUGUGCAGCCAACAGGUCGACCUACGGCAUCACCAAGUACGGCGUCGAGGCCCUGUCCGACUGCCUGAGGUUCGAGAUGAGGAAGUGGGGGGUGGAAGUCGUCAUCAUCGAGCCUGGGAACUUCGUCAAUGCCACUGGAAUCUUCACGCCCGACUCCAUACGACGUGAUGCUGAGGCAUUGUGGAAGAGAAUACCUUCGGACGUGCAGAAAGACUAUACAAAAGAAUAUUUUGAUGCAGUGAUUGAAAACAUGAUAUAUUAUUCUACUAAAGGAACAACGGACAAGUCUUCUGUGUUGGAUGCCAUGACGCUGGCAUUACUACAUCGCUACCCUCAUCCACGUUAUCAGCCAAUGGAAGUCUACUUCAAAGUACGCACAUGGGUCAACACUCAUCUACCCGAAUGGGUGUACGAAAAGCUAUAUACAUAAGAAUUGUAACUGUAAAGUGCACUGUGUUUUAUUUACAUUUGUACCUGCCACAUAUCUGACAGUAUAAUCAUUCAGGGGUUGUACAUUUCUGCAGAAGAAAGUUUGUGUUUUUACUGCCUUAAUAUAUAUAUUUUUUCAAUUUUGUUUUGCAUAGUACUAAAUACAAAAAAAAGUAGCCUACAUAAGGCUGAGUAUGUAAAUAUAUUAUGUAUGUAUGUAUAUGUAUAUAUAUAUAUUUUUGUGUUUCAUUACUUAAAAAAGGGUAGUAAUUCUAAAUAUUGCAGAGAUAUUUGUAAAAAUAGAUAUAAUCUUUACUAAAUGAAGAUAGAUCUAAUUUAUAGAAAAAAAGAUUUUAAUUAUUGUUUCACAAUUUUAUUUCAUUAUUUUCCGACAUUUAUAUGUAUAAAAAUAAUAAAACCUAUUCCUUGACUCAUA
Messenger RNA from Bacillus rossius redtenbacheri, 1551 nucleotides. Its product is annotated as D-beta-hydroxybutyrate dehydrogenase, mitochondrial-like. The record is from RefSeq and is a predicted model, not a curated record. The transcript has 8 exons. Lineage: Eukaryota; Metazoa; Arthropoda; Insecta; Phasmatodea; Bacillidae. Gene Ontology annotation, molecular function: oxidoreductase activity. Bases 58 to 1116 code for a protein of 352 amino acids. Gene Ontology annotation, biological process: steroid metabolic process. Gene Ontology annotation, cellular component: intracellular membrane-bounded organelle.